AUAUGAGCGUAAAUCGAUGAUGUGAUGGAUUUAAAACAAAAUUACACAUACGCUAAUAGUCGUUAUAAAUAUAGCGAAUUAUUUAAAAAAUAAAAUAUACAAAAUUUAAUAGACAAAAAAAAUAAAAUAGACAAAGUGUUACCUCCAAAAACUCUCAAAAACUAAUGAAAUAUUUGCUCGAUAAUAGCGUCUAAUUUCAAGUAAACACAAACAAACCAAACUCUUCCAAAUGGUACAUCAUGAUGGUUGCAUUUCCGGGCACGCUUAAAGUCAGAGGGUCCUAAGUUCACGCUUCCCGUAGGCAACUGCUUAUCGCACUUAUGUCGAGUCUGUUUGCAAAACAGACCGAACAGACACUGCUGGGAACUCGAUUCAGCUUAUGUUCGAUUACAACAUCAUUCUUACGAUCGACACCGUCACGGUUUCAUCGUUGGUGAUCCAGCCAAAAAAAAACCAGUGCCCGGAACACAUCACGACCUGGGACGCAAGCGCUUCGGGAUCUAGUAGGAAUUGCUACGUUCGGUUGUGAUCGAGAACUGUCGGGUGAAACUAGAUACGCCAUAACUCGGAAGAAGCGAACGGUAGUGCUCAAAUAACGCGCAACAAAUAAACAACUUACCCACCAAGGGUGUGGACGGAAGCUCGAUCAACCAAUUCCCAUGAUCGGUUGCAGUGAUCUAGUUGCUGUUUUUUUGUGUGUUGCCGUCUGUUUCUUGAAAGUAGCUUAGUUGCGCAGUUGUGCAAUGAGUGAAUGAGCUUAAUUCUUGGUCAAGCUGUACACUUCUUCAGUGCCUGAGAAAGAAUCAAAGUUUGCGAGCGUGUGUGCGUUAUUUUUACGAUCCAUUGCAUCCAUGAGACUUACCAUGUUCGUGUACAGGUUACUGAGCUUCGUAGGGCUGUGCAUGGUGAGACUUGGCCGGGGCGCUGCAAGCAACGUUGAUGAUUGCAACACUGCAACUGCACAAUGCACCUCCCGUCCAUCAUCAGUCACGAACGAAUCAAUAACGACCGUUGACAAACUGCAGUACGAGCUCGUCGCUUCUGGUGAGAUCUUGAGCGAUCCUUGGGCACCACUGCCAACCCUCGCCAACGGUCAUCUCGGUUUCACCGUGUUUGAUAAUGCAGUAUACAUGGCCGGACUGUACAACGGUGCAGGUGGUCUUAGCCAUCGCGCACGUAUACCAAACAUGGCCAACAUACAGUUGGACAAUGGCUGCUACAUCGGAACGGAUCGCGAUUGCAUCGUUACACUCGAUCUGCGGAGUGGAUAUUUUCGCGUAAACUACGGGGAUACCAGCAACUCCUUUCGAUUGACGCACCUAGUAUAUCCACACGCUCUGUACCGGCGCUUGAUCGUUAAUCAGUUUUUGCUCGAACGAUUCACAACGGAAGCUGGAGACAUCAGUUUACCGCUGGUGCCGGGGACGGCUUUCACCAGCGAGGACAUCCAUUUCCAACCCAUUAAUACGGUUGCCGGUGUGCAUUCGAGCAGCUCAUCUUCUCGAGCCGUUCCACAAUAUGAUGACGAAAUGAGUCGCAUUUAUCAAAGCUGCGGCACAACGCUUAAGGUGGAAGAUUCGUCCUAUCAAACCCAGGGAAGGCCCGUGUGUGUGCUAUGGAAUCACGUCCCAGAACGGUUGGUACUGCGCGAGAAUGAGCAAAUGGCUAACUUCAGCUUCAUUAUGGCCGUUGAUGAAAAUGUUGCCGUUGCAGAAAAGGAACUUAAAGCAGCCCUGGCACAAACGGACGAAGAGUUACUGCGGGCGCAUACAUCACUGUGGGGUUCCUUCUGGGACCGUUUCGACAUCCUAAUGACCGGAAACGAACCGUUACAAUACACCGUACGGGCAAGCCUCUUCUAUCUGGUCAGCAAUCUACCGUUCGAGGCAAGCUUCACCAGAUUACCGGGUCCAUUUUGGGGUCUCAGCCCAACCGGACUGGGACGCGGGGGUACAAACCUAGACGACUACGAGGGACACUCGUUCUGGGACACGGAAAUUUGGAUGUUUCCCGUACUGAAUCUGAUCGAUCCGUGGUAUUCGCAGCUGUUAAUAUCGUACCGAAUCAAGAUGCUACCGACAGCGAGACGUCUCGCUACCGAGGCUGGUUACGAUGGUGUCCGAUUUCCUUGGGAAAGUGCAUUUACAGGAGUGGAGACUACACAGCCUUGCUGUCCAGCCGUGGCCAAAUAUGCACAUCAUAUUACCGGCGACAUAAGCUUUGCCCUACGGCAGUAUCUCGCCACCACGCAUGAUCUUGAAUGGCUACGGAAACGUGGAGGCUGUGGAAUGAUACAGCUAAUAGCCGAGUUCUGGAGCAGUCGCGUUAAGUUCAACCAUACCGGUACCGAGAACUACGACAUAGUAGCGGUAAUGGGACCGGAUGAGGAUCAUGAAAAUGUAACCAACAACGCGUACACAAACGUGAUCGCCGGCUAUGCUUUGUAUUUUGGCGAUUUUGUCAGCUGCAUUUGUGGGGAUGAUGUCUCCUCAAAGAAUUGGAGCAAAAUCGCUGAACAGAUCAAAUUUACCUACGACAGUGUGGGUGAUUUUCAUUUGCAAUACGAAGGCUACUUAGCUUCCACCAUGAUUAAGCAAGCCGAUGCAAUUCUUCUUGGCUAUCCGUUGCAAUACCCCGUCAUGAAAGCGUACACGCUCUGGAACGAUCUGAGAAUAUACGAACCGGUAACGCGAUCAACCGGACCAGCAAUGUCCUGGUCUAUGUAUGCCAUCAAUCAUCUCGAUAUAGGAAACUAUCGAGAAGCGGCUGAAAAUUUCAACCGCAGCUACCAACCGUACAUCCGUGGACCGUUUAACGUGUGGUACGAGCUGCAGCAACCAGCCACAGGAGCACGAAACUUUCUUACCGGUGCUGGUGGAUUUCUACAGGCCGUACUCUUCGGUUACACCGGAUUUCGGGUGUAUCUGGACCGCUUAGAGGUACGAUUCCGUUAUGCGCAGGAACUAUCAGCCGUUGGUUUUGAGGUUACGGCGAAAGGAGUACAGUAUCUUGGGGCGCUUAUCGCGGUAACACAAACGGUUGACAAAGCGGAAAUUAUUGUGACUCAUCUGGACAAAGAGCUGACGAUAGAAUUUGGCGAUGGGAAUGCCGCUACCGCAAUCAUUCUCAACAAAGUCUAUCCAGUGCAGAGAGGUGCGAUAGCGAUAAUACGGGCCAGAUCUUAUCCAUACGAAAAUUGUGUGUUACCGAAAGAUGUGAUUGGAUUUUAGGAAGCUCUUGCAUUGUAUCUAUUGAUUAUCUAUUUGUUUAAGUAUGUUAUAUUCAAUUUUACUCUAUUUUAAGAAAAAAUGCUGGUAUAAAUUGCUUUUAAUGCAGUACCGAUCAAAAUCGUACAUUAUUUCCCACAAUGUAAAUCACGAGUUACAAAUUGUAAAUUAAAAAAAGCAUAUCUGAGGCUUGUAAACAAGCUUGUCGAUCAAAUUUGUACACGAAAUAAAACACACGAAAAAGUGAUGUUGCACAACAAAAAUGCCAACUUAUCUCUUAUCGCAUCAUGAUAAGGAAACAGUGCAGGGCAUGCUGCAGCUGUAACGAUUAUGUUAAAUUGUGUAUGAUUUCAAAUAAAGCUUGUAAGUUAUGUA
Anopheles funestus (African malaria mosquito) is the source of this 3602-nucleotide messenger RNA. RefSeq names its product protein-glucosylgalactosylhydroxylysine glucosidase-like. Gene Ontology annotation, biological process: carbohydrate metabolic process. Gene Ontology annotation, molecular function: catalytic activity. Bases 852 to 3230 code for a protein of 792 amino acids. The record is from RefSeq and is a predicted model, not a curated record. NCBI's taxonomy places the organism in Eukaryota, Metazoa, Arthropoda, Insecta, Diptera, Culicidae. The transcript has 8 exons.